CAGCAAGCCCUGCCCGAGCGAAGUUCAGCCAGCGUUUGUACUGGCCGCGAGCGGUGUUCCGGCCUCGCUCCAGUUCCGCUCCUGGGAGCCGAACCGCCCCGGCAAUGGCAGGCCGCAAGGCGCUCAUCGUGCUGGCGCACCCCGAGAAAACCUCUUUCAAUCACGCCAUGGCAGCAGCAGCCAGCAGCGCGCUGCGGGACAAGGGCUGGGAAGUCACCAUCUCAGACCUCUACGCCAUCGGGUUCAAUGCCGUGCUCUCACGGCGUGACAUCACCGGGCCCCCCAAGAACCCCGAGCACUUUGUCUACGAGAUGGAGAUGGGGCAUGCAUGGAAGGAGGGACGCCUCAGCAGUGACAUCGUCACCGAGCAGAAGAAGAUUGAAGCGGCCGACCUGGUCAUCUUCCAGUUCCCGCUGCAGUGGUUUGGGAUGCCAGCCAUCCUCAAGGGCUGGUUCGACCGCGUUUUCGUCGACGGCUUCGCCUAUUCCUUGGCCAGCAUGUACGACCAGGGGCCCUUCCAGAAGAAAAAAGCCAUGCUGUCACUCACCACCGGCGGGAUGGGCUCCAUGUACAGCCCCAGCGGCAUCAACGGCGACAUGAACGUGCUGCUGUGGCCCAUGCAGCGGGGGACUCUGCACUUCUGCGGCUUCCAGGUUCUGGCGCCCCAGAUUUUCUACAGCGUGCGCUACGCGAGUCCUGAGGCGCGGGCACAGAUGCUGAGUGCAUGGAAGAGCCGCCUGGCAGCCGUGGAGCAGGAGAAGCCCCUCAGCUUCGUCCCCAAUAGCUGCUUUGAGAUGAGCCUGGCCGGCGGCUUCGUUCUGAAGCGCGAGGUGCUGGCGCAGCAGGAGGGGCAGCAGCACGGCCUGUCGGUGGGGCAGCACCUGGGCAAGGCCGUGCCCCUCAACGAGCAGCUCCAGGCCCAGAAGUAGCAGCCAGGCCCUGCGCCUGCACUGAGACCCAGGCCUGGCCUCACAGCACCGUGGCAAGGGCAGUCCCCACACCUGCAUGCACUUGUUUUUCUGUGUUCUCUUUCUUGACAUUUUUCUGUACAAUUUUAUUCAAAAUCAAGGCUUCGGGGCUCAAGGGAAGGGCCCGGGGUUGAGGCCUGCGUGAAUGCAACAAUAAAUUGAGGUCCAGAACCUG
Molecule: messenger RNA, 1143 nt
Organism: Centrocercus urophasianus (Greater sage-grouse)
Lineage: Eukaryota; Metazoa; Chordata; Aves; Galliformes; Phasianidae
Gene: NQO1
Product: NAD(P)H quinone dehydrogenase 1
Exons: 6
Coding region: 105-929 (274 amino acids)
Cellular component (GO): cytosol
Molecular function (GO): NAD(P)H dehydrogenase (quinone) activity
Source: RefSeq, a predicted model, not a curated record